CGGUGUAAGGGGGUCGUCCAGGCUAUCGGAUCCGGGAUCUGCUCACAGUUAUAAGCAGACACACGCAGGCUUGUUCGGGGCAGAGCCGGACGGACGGAGGGUGGAGGAGGAGGAGGACUUUCACGGGGGUGGUCGCGGAGUUUUCAACUUUUAUUCAUUGACCCCGGGCGAUUUAAGGGACGGUUAGAAAAGUUGGAAACGGCAGAGACACGUUUUACUUUUGGGGUCUGGAUCUUUUAUUUUGUCACCCGUGAAGACUCCGAGGUGCCGGACUGCGAGCGAGUAACUCCCCCUGGAAGUAUCACUCUUCAGCCGGCUGCUGGGGUUUUAGCUCGGCUUUAGCCUCCGGAACUUCACUUUAGCACAGCGGACAUAUUCAAUAUCGCCACCAUGGAUAAAUACGAGGAUUUGGGACUGGAGGCGAGUAAGUUCAUCGAGGACCUGAACAUGUACGAGGCAUCCCGGGAUGGUCUGUUUCGGACGAGGAGGGAUGCGGGAAACAACCCAGACUUUGAGGAGACACGAAAAGUCUUCGCUUCUAAAAUGACUAAAAUCCACAUGCAGAAGCACCAGGAGGAGAUGGCCAAAACCACCCAGGCCAUUAAAAUGAAUGGAGGUCACAGCAGCACUUAUUACACCAAAGACAGGCCGCCCAUCAACAGUUUCAGGCAGCCGGGGGAGGCGGCAGCGAAGCCCCCGAUGCUCUCCGGCCCUGCGUCGGGCACCGGGAGCCAGUACGCGCCGUUUGACGGCCACAAACACCACCCGGGCGUCCAGUGUGAGCUUCCGGCAGGUCGGGCGCAUGGCUACGGGAACAGCUACGACAACCAGGAGUCGCAGAACAGCAGCCCUACUCCUCCUCCGAGCCCAGGAAACGCGUCUCACUGCGCGCCCACACAUGCUCGUCACCCGGUCAGCCAGCCGGCCGCCUGGGCCCCCUGCCGGGAGAGCCAGCUCUCUCCCUGUCCGUCUGAGGGCAGCACUUCAUCUCAGCCCCCGCGCCUCCCUGCGCCCCCCACCGACAACAGCCUUCCAUCACAGCAGAGCCAGUCUGGCAUCACUGCUUCUGUUAACCGGAGUCCACCCUCCUCGGCCGGGCCAGCUAGGGGUUGGGCCGGAGAACCUCCUGGCUCGGUCAGACCAGACCUCAUCCCCGCCCUGCCUCUGAGUGCCUUCACCGGGGGAGCAGAUUUCCACGUGCAUCAGUCCUCCACGCAGCCUGCAGCCCACUACGCACCACCUUCUCCUACUUUAAGAUCCUCUCCCAUCCACAAUGGUCCUGGCAGAGCUUCCCCUAUCCGACCUGCACCCCCUGAAUCACCUCAACCCAAGGCCCAGUUGGCAUCUGCUGCCUUCAGCCAUGCCACUGUCUCCAAAAGCAGCAGCCAGAGUCAAGGUCAGAGCCAAAUACCGAGCUGUGGACAGGCUGUCAUUGCUGAAGCCGAGGCCCUCCGUUUCCCCAGGGCGGCCCAGCCACCCUGCCAGCCUCUACUCACGCAGCCCCCUGACCAAGGGCCCUCAGCUGCUGAAAUAAAACUAGAAGCUCUCACUAAACGUCUGGAAAAAGAGAUGGAUGCCCAGCCAAAGGCAGACUACUUCGGAGUGUGUGUGAAGUGUAACAAGGCAGUGCAUGGAGCCAACCAGGCCUGCCAGGCGAUGGGAGGCCUCUACCACGACAGCUGCUUCACCUGCAGUGCCUGCAGUCGAAAGCUGAGAGGGAAGGCUUUCUACUAUGUCGGAGGGAAGGUUUUCUGUGAAGAGGACUUUCUGUACUCUGGUUUUCAACAGUCUGCAGACAAGUGCAACGCCUGUGGACAUCUGAUCAUGGACAUGAUCCUGCAAGCCCUCGGGAAGUCCUACCACCCCGGCUGCUUCCGCUGCGUCGUCUGUAACGAGAGCCUUGAUGGAGUGCCCUUCACCGUGGACACUGAAAACAAGAUCUACUGUGUCAAAGACUACCACAGGGUCCUGGCCCCGAAAUGUGCCGCGUGUAAUCAGCCCAUCCUGCCCUCAGAGGGGUCUGAUGAAACCGUUCGAGUUGUAUCCAUGGACAAGGACUACCACGUGGAAUGCUAUCACUGUGAGGAUUGCAAGAAGGAGCUGAACGACGAGGAGGGUCACCGCUGCUACCCCCUGAACGGCCACCUCCUCUGCCACUCCUGCCACCUGAAGAACAUCGAGCCCGGCUGCUCCUCUCCUGUCACGACCUCCUCCUUCUGAAGCCUUCCGUAGGCGAACGGAGACGCCUGGUGGACGUAACAGAGAACUGCCAAAGAGUGACUUGAACUGCAGGAGCGUACACGUACAAUUCUUGUUGUAGAGGAUUGAUUGAUUUAAUGCCUCAAAUAAUACUACGGUUAGGUUUGUGUUCUGACAGGAAUGUUAAUAGGAAGGUUAAGACGCAGUGAUGAAGUAUGUAAUUCACCAAAACUCUUCUUUGAAUGCUAUAUAUUGACUUUGCAGUAAGUUUUGCCAAUAUCAUUAUUUGUAUGUAAAUAUCAGUUUCAUUGGCCGUGUAAAUAUCUUAUAGUCAAUUUCUUUUAGAUACAGUGUGCCUUCAAAUCCCCUUUCACGCUCCUGCUGUUAAAUUACAGCUCAACAUGCAUCUACAAAUCCUCUGUCCAAAGGUUCUGCUAAGAUUUACUGGAAUAUGUGUAGGUAAAGUCCACGGAAAUCCCUGGUACCUAAUGUUUGAGUCAGACAGAGAGGAUAACCUAAUAUACAGUCUUCUGUCUGAAGUGUUCCUUCUCUUUAUAUAGUGGUUACCAGUGGUCGAGUUAGGGGAUCCGACAGCACAAACCCUCACUCUAUUGAAUCACACACAGAGCCAGCGAUUUUGUUCAUUUCUCAUAUGCAAUAAGUUAUGACUUCUCAAUACAAACAUUUCAUUGAAAAUGUUUCUAUGCCUUUCUGAACUCGAAAUGUUUCUACGACUUUUGUCUAGUCUCAUCAGGAAUGCAGAGGAAAGCCAGGUAAUUGUUGUUUGUCACAUGCAGCCUGUUAGCACUUAUGCUACAUGUUUGAGUUUUCUAUGCACCUAUGAAGGGGUUAGGUUUUAGACCUGUAGAGCUACAUAUUCUGUUACAGCUGCGUUAUGAUGAAAAGAUGAUACACAUUGUAGGUCUAUGUUAAUUUACUCUUGAUGCAUUUGGGCAAAAAUGCACCCCUGUGAUACUGAUGUGAUUUGCAGUGGUAAGAGCAGUUUGGAUUUAUCUAUCUUUGCCAUCCAAAUGUUAUCAGUGUCUUCAAACAUAUACAUAUGUGCUGUCAAGAAUAUAUAUUUAAUAAAUGCAUUGCAAUUUAAAGACUUG
Molecule: messenger RNA, 3311 nt
Organism: Platichthys flesus (European flounder)
Lineage: Eukaryota; Metazoa; Chordata; Actinopteri; Pleuronectiformes; Pleuronectidae
Product: Wilms tumor protein 1-interacting protein-like
Exons: 8
Coding region: 391-2220 (609 amino acids)
Biological process (GO): cytoskeleton organization; regulation of DNA-templated transcription; positive regulation of miRNA-mediated gene silencing
Cellular component (GO): nucleus; transcription regulator complex; P-body
Molecular function (GO): transcription corepressor activity
Source: RefSeq, a predicted model, not a curated record